Messenger RNA from Ahaetulla prasina, 3528 nucleotides. RefSeq names its product regulator of G protein signaling 7 binding protein (gene RGS7BP). The record is from RefSeq and is a predicted model, not a curated record. Bases 1711 to 2484 code for a protein of 257 amino acids. Gene Ontology annotation, cellular component: postsynapse; nucleus; neuron projection. NCBI's taxonomy places the organism in Eukaryota, Metazoa, Chordata, Lepidosauria, Squamata, Colubridae. Gene Ontology annotation, biological process: G protein-coupled receptor signaling pathway. The transcript has 6 exons.
GGCAUUCAUGACUAAGGCAGGAAUAGAAUUCACAGUCUCCUACUUUCUGCAAAGAGAAUUAUAUCAUUGGAAAAUUUUUGUUCUAUCGUUAAUCAUUCUAUUGUACAGUAUAUCCAAGAAAUUGCAGGAAAAUACUCCUGAUGAAUAUCUAGUGAUCGUUCACCUCAAAUGUCCAAAAUGUAACUUAUCCAGUAAAUGCUGGCCAAAAGUAGAUCCAAAUUUGGGAUUUGCUGGUCUGUAGAAAUAAACCUAGUUAUUUUAUUCAAGUGAGCCAACUAGCUCUCCUGCAUGAGUAACCUUGACCUUUGUUAUCCAAAUGUUGUUGUUUUUCUGAGAAACACCUGGUGUUUGCUUCAAUAGUUCAUGAUCCAGAUGACAUGGGUUGAUCCAAUUCGGUGGCUUUGUUUGCAAAAUAACAGUACACCUAGCCCGGUUACUAAAUUAAGCUUUUUUUGGUCUUGUAUGGCACAAUAUACUGAACCAUCAAUGUUGAGUCCACACAAUAUGCAAAGCACAAUCGACCCACACUUUUUUCGAAACACUAACCUAGUUGAGUAUACUAUCUGAACGCAGUUGCUAAUCUUGUAACUGACCUGGUUCAACAUGAGAGGGGGAAAACUGUGCCUCUGCUUUUUUGGGGAUACCAGGUAAGGAAAAAAAAGGAGGGGGUGGAAAUAGUAGGGGAAAAAAGGAUUAGAGCCUGGUGGUGGAACUUCAGAAGGCGGUUCUUCAGAACUCCACUUUUGCAAGUGGAUCCUAUUUUUUUAAAGAUCCCGUCUCCGGUACGAAGGGCUGCCUGUUUUGGAGGGCUUGGGUUAGCUUCGCGGACUAAGCCGCCAACCUUGGCGCAACAUCAGGCCCCGCGUUGUUGGAGGAGCAACUCUCAGCGGCUCUCCUGUUUCCUCCCGUCAAGGGAGCCUUCCCGCCGACGCCACCGCCUCGAAGGGGAACAAGUAGGAAAGAAAUAGCCCGAUGGAGGCGUGCGCCUGCGCGCGCCCAACUCUGCCUGAUAUACACAGGCGCACAUGCCUUCGCUCCCCUUCUGUGCUGCGGCGGCGAGGGAGGGGGGCGAGUGAGCGGGCGAGCCAGAAGCUGGUGCUGCUGUGCGCGAAGGAGGCACAAAGAAGCGGGGUUGCUGGAGACGGACGGGCGGGCUGAGGCAAGGGCUGCGUUUCCCAUCCACUCACCCUCCGUCCUGAAUGGAAGCCCCGCUCGGCCGAGCAGCCUGGGAUCUCCGCCGCUCGCAAACCGGCGCUCGCAAAGCGAACCCGCCGCGCUCAGUUUUGGCUCCAGGGACUGACACGCUGCGGGCGGCGGCGGCGCCGGCGCUGAAAGGAAAAAGAAGAAGAAGUUGUUGAGCAUCCUCCUUCGCCUCGACCUCGCUUGCUGCCGUAGCCCGACGGGAGGCGAUGCUGCAAACCGCCGCCGCCACCGUCUCCUCGAGUGGUGCUCCCUUGCCGGCCGAAGGCUCCCUGGAGCUCGAACAGCCUUCCCGCCUGUAAAGGGGAAAAGGCGUCGGGCGAGCGCCAGCGAUUCUGGAGCUCUCGUCGGCUUCAUCGACGCGCUGCUGCUGUUGCUGCCGCCGCCGCCGCUGCCGCCUCAGGCGGCGGCACUCGAAUCUGGCGUGGUGGAAAAUCUUUGCCGCCGCCCCCCCCCCACCGCGGCUGGCACCCGUGUAAGCAGCAGCUUUUGCUUGGCGGAUGCGUAUGAAUGAGUUCUGCACCGAAUGGGCGCAAAAAGCGCCCCAGGUCCACCGGCUCGAUCUUCCAAAUCGGCAAAACGUCGCUGCACGGCAGAGACUGCGAAGGCCGAGACAGCGGCAGCACCGAGGGCGCCCCUAAGACCCAGAGACUAGCCCUGGAUGACUGCAAGAUGCUUGUCCAGGACUUCAACACCCAGGUGGCUCUGUAUCGGGAAUUGGUCAUUUCCAUUGGGGAUGUCUCAGUCAGUUGCCCAUCGUUAUAUGCUGAAAUGCACAGAACACGUACCAAAGGAUGUGAGAUUGCCUAUCAGGCACACCAAAAGCUGUCUGCAAUCUCUGGGCCAGAAGAUGGUGAAAUUCAUCCUGAAAUCUGUAGACUAUAUAUCCAGUUGCAGUGUUGCUUAGAAAUGUACACAACAGAGAUGCUGAAAUCCAUAUGCCUUCUUGGAUCACUUCAACUUCAUCGGAAAGGGAUGGAGACCUGUGCAGCACCCAAGAGCCUUGACAGUAAGCUAGAGGAGAGUUCGGAAGCUCCUAUUUUGGAAGAAACAUCCUCUUCGCCAGUAGAAAUACAACAACAUUUAUGGCAGGUUUCCACAGAUAUUGAAAACACCGAGAGGGAUAUGAGAGAAAUGAAAAACCUUUUAAGUAAACUCAGGGAGACUAUGCCUUUACCAUUGAAAAAUCAAGAUGAUAGCAGCCUGCUAAACUUGACUCCUUAUCCAUUAGUGCGAAGACGGAAGAGAAGAUUCUUUGGAUUGUGCUGUCUUGUUUCCAGCUAAAUGAACCAUUUCAGAAGAGUAUAGAUGACUGCAGCCAAUACAAAAUGUCCUUUAUUGGGAUCAGUUAAAAUGCUCUACGUCAGUGUUUCUCGAUGUCAGGAAUUUUAAGAUGGGUGUACUUCAACUCCUAGAAUUUGCUGGGGGAAUUCUGGAAAUUGAAAUCCACCCAUUUUAAAGUUCCUGAGAUUGAGAAGCACUGUUCUAAAAUUACCAUGUGUGUUUUCUACAUUCCCCUUAUUAUAUUUCUUCCCUCCUUUUCAAAGAGUUUGUUGCUGACAAAAACCAAAUUCAGAAAUCCAGUUAAACAUUAUCAAGAAUAUUUUUAAACUUUUUUUAUGGCAUACAGCAUGUCUACUUUAAAUCAUUUUGUGAUUAGAUGCAAAUAUGAUUAUUAACCAACACAUGCAGAUUUUUUAUUUAGCGUACAAGCCACAACCAAUUAUGUACAGUGCAACAGUAUGACUGUAGCUCUUGCUAGUAUGAUGUUAUGAACAUUUGAACAUAUUCUAUUAAGCAAUUUUAAUCCAUAGAAAACUGUUUAGAAGAGCAAAAUUGUGCUUAAAUUCUAAAACGCUAAAAUAAACAGAGCCAAUAUUGUACAAGAACAUACACACUCUAUUGCUUUUUGUGCUCUCAUUCAUAUUUAGUCUUCCACUCUAUAACACAACUUAUACAAGAUCUUCAUAGUACAAUUUUUUAAUUUCUAAUACAUAAGCAACAUAACAUUGCUAUGUUGUUCAUGUAAAUAUGAGAUAAUAUCUACAUAUUGUAUAAUGCAUAGGAAUAGCUAUUUUACUUUUUUAAAAGAAAAAUCUGAACAUGUUUAUGUUACAACCUUAAGCAGAAAAUUUAAAAGAUGGUGUGGGAAACAAUAAAAUCCACUGAUGUGAAACAGAUUAUUCCAUUUUGUUUCCUGUAAAGGUUGAAGCAUGGUGUCAGAACAUCAACUUAGUGUUAUUGCUUAUAGGGCAUGCCACAAUAGCUCUAACUGUAAAAUAUUAAAACAUUUUACAUUGUUAAUAAAUAUUUUUAGUUAAACAAAAA